Messenger RNA from Manis pentadactyla (Chinese pangolin), 4494 nucleotides. It is a transcript of the gene AKAP7, whose product is annotated as A-kinase anchoring protein 7. Gene Ontology annotation, cellular component: cytosol. Bases 1993 to 3288 code for a protein of 431 amino acids. Gene Ontology annotation, molecular function: protein kinase A regulatory subunit binding. The record is from RefSeq and is a predicted model, not a curated record. The transcript has 8 exons. Lineage: Eukaryota; Metazoa; Chordata; Mammalia; Pholidota; Manidae.
UAGUGUUGGCCAGGAAAUUCCAGAUUUACAGGUUUAAGAUUACAUUCCUUUACUGCAAAUAGGUUAGGUAUUAAGUGUUGGUUUACUAUCGUAUGCCUUAGCAUAAAAUACUCCAUUUGGGGCCUGUUGUCUCUUUUUUUAAACACCACUAAGCAGAGUGUAAUGUGGAGGCUGAGGGAAGAAUUGGUCUUCUCAUUUAUGAGAGUGUCAUUCUGAGGACUGAGAGGACCCCCGCUGUGGGCAGGGGAACCACUAAUCAGCUGGUGUCUGGGGAUGACACAGGACUUCCUGGAAAGGAGAGUGGACUAGCAGAACCCAGUGACACAAGGGAUAAGGAUGCACAGCAGCGGAAAAUUCAUUAGUGAUGCCAGACCCCCUUUUGAAUCCCAGAUGUAUUUUGGAGGGAUUUCUAGGGCUGGAGUUCUGGCAGGAGAGAGUGGGUUCAUGUACCUAUCAAGAUUUACAUAUUAAUGUUAAUGUCAAUUUUUAGCCUCAGGCUGGGGAAGCUUUAGGACAGUAGGAGUACUAAAUAUAUUGGUUUUUUUGAAAACUUUUGGUUUUUUUUUUCUUUUUUGGCAAAUCUGAGUAUUUAAACAGAUCUGAUGCUUAUAAAAAUUUUAUUCACUCAUUCAACAACUACCCAUAAGCACCCUUUAUGCACUUGGGAAUACAAAGACUUUAGAACCGCCGUUGUCUUCAGGCAGUGACUAGGAAAUGUAAGGCACGUAAGGGUGUUUAGUUAGAUCUGCUAUGUAGCUAAGAGUUAUACUAGUCUUCUGAUACAGAAGAGGGGAAAACCUUUACAAAUGGAAAUUUAUGUCACCUCCACAAAGUAAAAUUUUUGCCUUCCUUUUAGGCAGAAAGGGAGAGGGCAGUUCUUUCCGUGUCUGUUGUUUCUCAGUUGCCUCCAGCCCGUAACAAUCUUAACGCCAAUGUAGCUUAUUUGGGGGAGGCAUCUUCUGAUCCCCUUCAAUGUUGGCAUGGAUUACUUUUUUGCAGAUUUUAGUUUAUUACUUAUUGCAGUUACUCGUAUUUCUGUGCAUCAGAUGACCAGCUCCUUGAGAAAAAGACCUUAUUUAACUGUAUUACCUCAGUACAGAGUAAAUGUUGGCGGAACCUGGUGCACCUCUCUCAUCAGCCCAUAAUUGCUGUGGGUACACAAAUCAAAUACUGCACUUGCUGGAAUUAUUUUAAAAUCAAAGUAACAAGCUCUAGGACCUUGUGUAUGGUCUUUAUGCCAACUACUGUGGUUGUACCAAGGCCUUAUUUGCUUCCGUCUCACUUUAGCCCGCUUUCAAUGUGUUACUUGUAAAAGAGGCUACAUUAAUUUGAGAGAUGCACCUAAUCAAUUUUCUUACUGCAUAGCUUAACUUAAAAGAAAAAUCCAGUAGAAUUGCUCCAAGGUCAGAGGUUUUUUUUUUUUUUAAUUAAUUAAAUUGCUCUUUCUCCCAUUUUAUUCACGUCACUGCUUUAAUCUGCAAAAACCAGAUGGUUUCCACUUGCAGGCAUAAAACCGUUGUUAAAAUUUCGAGACUGACUUCGCCACAUUUUUAAGGUAGAGUAAAUAAAAUAUCUAAUUAUACAGAUGGACAAGGUCCCUUUCUUGUAAUCUCACCGUUUCCAAACGUCGUUAUCAGAAGUGUUUUGAAAGCUCUUGGGGAAACACCGGAGCCGGUGAGCCCGGGCGUGGGUCCUCCGGAGACCAAGGGGCAUGGAAUGCUUUCAGCUGGGUCCCACUGUCACCCAUCAAAGCGUGGGACGUAAAGGGCUGCGUGACGGCAGUCACAGGGCCGCCACGGGCCGCAGGACCCCGCGGGAGGCAGGUCGAGGGCCGGGCAUCCUAAAGCAGAGGGCGCCCGCAGCUCCCCGCGGCGCCCGGUCGCGGCUUCCCUCCGCCCUCCCUGAGCGAGGCCGGCGUCGCUCGCCCGAAUCCGGGUCCCAGAGGCGCGUCGUGCCGGCCCCUUCCGCUGGCUCCGGACGCCAGGCCCGGGCAUGCGGCUGCUGCGGCUGCUGCGGCUCCCGGGGCUCGGCGCCUCCGCGGGCCCGGCCGCCGCGGCCCGAGGCUCCGCCGCCCGCCGCGGCCCCCGCCCCCAAACGCCGCCCGCCGCCCGCCAGCCCCUGGCCCCACCCGGGCCUCCGCCUCUGCGGUCUCCGCCUCCCGCCCAGCCCGGAGCUGCGGCGCCCGCCCGUCGCCUGGCCGCCGCCGCCACCGCCGCCUGCCGAGACGCGCCCCCGAGCGCAGCCGCCAUGGAGCGCCCCGGAGCCGGAGAAAUAAGUUCCAAUGAGUGUGAAAACGUGUCAAGAGAAAAGGAAAUGUCAGAAGAAUUUGAGGACAAUGCUAUGGAGACUCUGGUAGAUAUGCCAUUUGCUACAACAGAUAUUAAAGAUGAUUGUGAAAUCAUUGAUGUACCUCGAAUAAAUUUGGAGAGAAGUAAAGAAAAAGAACGGAUCUGUAAAGAUCAAAUAAAGAAGAGGAAAAAGAGGCAAAAAGAUUAUCUACCCAACUAUUUCCUAUCCAUUCCCAUCACCAACAAAGAGAUUAUAAGAGGAAUUAAGACACUGCAAAAUGAAAUAAUACAGCAAGAUAAGCGACUGGCUAAAGCAAUGACCAGUGAUGGUUCCCUUCAUGUUACCCUGUUAGUGAUGCAAUUACUGAAUGAAGAUGAAGUAAACAUUGGUGUUGAUGCUCUUUUGGAGUUAAAACCAUUCAUAGAAGAAAUCCUCCAAGGAAAACAUUUGACUUUGCCCUUUCAAGGGAUUGACACUUUUGGAAAUCAGGUUGGAUUUGUGAAACUGGCAGCAGGAGAUCACAUAAACUCACUUUUGGAGAUAGCAGAGGCUGCAAAAAGGACAUUUCAGGGAAAAGGUAUCAUGGCAGGAGAAAGCAGACAUUUUAAGCCUCAUUUGACCUUCAUGAAGUUGUCCAAAGUACCAUGGCUCCGGAAGAAGGGAGUGAAAAAAAUAGACCCCGAAUUCUAUGAAAAAUUUAUCAGUCACAAAUUUGGAGAAGAAAUGAUGCAUCGCAUAGAUCUUUGCUCCAUGCUGAAGAAAAAGCAAAGUGAUGGUUAUUAUCACUGUGAGUCUUCAAUUGUGGUUGUGAAGUCUUCAAAUGUUGAUGCAAAAUUCAGUUUAAUUUUAUCUCAUGAGUAUGAAGAAAACAUUCGCUCCAGUGAAGGCCUGCAUGACUGCACCAUUCCACACCGAGCAUUUUCAUGUUUGCUGCUUUUAAUUGGGAAUAGAAUGUUUCAGGCCAGAAAGUUUCGUUCUGAGAAAGGAAAGCCUUUGUAGGUGGUCUGCAAAGAUUGAAAACUUGUCCUUCAGUUUCUUCCCUAAGGGAAAUGUGUUUUGAGGAGAAACAAAGAUUCAUACAUAAGUGCUUCUAUCAUCUUAUCAGGGAGAUGGCAUGUGAUGAGACAGACUCAUCCACAGUUAUGUUUCCAAGCGGGAAGUGUAUACAACAAAUGAAGAUUUUAAAAUCAGAACAGGGCUGUUCUGCAUCGUUUGCAAUGUGAAAGUAUUUCAAAGGAGUCUGAUCUGUUGCAAUUCAAAUUUACUAUUUCAAACCAGGCACCAUUCUUUUAUAAAACUGUGAACUUCAAGUCAACCUGAUUUGUAUACUUUUGAAGUAACAUGAAAAUACUCAGAGAAGAUAAAUACACGUACUUACAUGUUUCAAGGUCGUCAAACAAGAUAAUUUCUCUCCACGUCAGCUUGAAGAAAUCCUAUGGAAACAUACAUCCUGAAAGAAUAUUAAUACUGAAGUUUGUGAAAGCAUUUAAAAAAAUGUUCAAGAGACACAGUCUAUUUCCAAAUUCUCACUAGAGAUCUUCAGACAAGUUAUUUUACAUUCCAAAGAUCUUAGCUAUCUUAAACACAAAAUACUCAUUAUAACAUUUGAAUUUUAUAUUCUGAAAUAAUUUCAAUUCUAUUUCAAGGGAGAUUUUCAUAUUUUCAGAAUCUGAGAGAUUUGUUUUGAGAGAUUUGUGUAAGAGAGCUGUUUUUCAUUGAAUUUUUGAUGGGGACCAAAAAUUUCUAUUUCAGUUCAUAGUAAAAGGCAAAUUAAAUCCUUCUUAUGUAAUAGAUUUUGGCUAGCUGUCUGUAUCUGUAAUUACUUUAGGCCAGCCUUGGAGAAGAAUUCAGUGCUUCAUUGCCUCUCCACUACAUUUAAAAAACAACAAACAAAAGAUGAGCAAUGUGUAGACUUUUCUGAAGAUAUUGUGGAACUGGCAUUAUACAGCUUAUAGCAUGUAUCACUUGUAUUGCCAUUAGAAGUUCUGUGUAUCUCAUCCCGGAUCACUAUGUAGCCAUCUCUGAAUUUUUUUUAUUGCUCUUUUCCAACUUAGUCUUUUAAGUUCCCCCUCUUCUAGGCAACUUCUCUAGAUUUUUCCCUUCAGUCUUCUUUGUUACUUUUUUCUGAUUUAGAGCAAUUUACUUUCUUUCAAACUCCACCAAUCUUGUAUCCCCAUACUGAUUAUUUAAUAUUGUUUAAAAAAU